Aspergillus wentii DTO 134E9 is the source of this 910-nucleotide messenger RNA. RefSeq lists its product as uncharacterized. The annotation marks the transcript as partial. Lineage: Eukaryota; Fungi; Ascomycota; Eurotiomycetes; Eurotiales; Aspergillaceae. The record is from RefSeq and is a predicted model, not a curated record. The transcript has a single exon.
GUAGAUAUCAUGUUGUGUUGACAAAAACAGCAAGUGCAACCUGCAUACAGAGUAUCACUAGUAUAAUCAAUAUCAUCUCCGCUCACUAUGGCUUCUCUCUUCUGUAUACAACUAUUAUCAUAUCAUCAUGGCGUCCAUGUUUAUCCAUCUUCCAUGGGACAUUACAGCGUCCAUCAUGUGCGGUCUGACUGACCUCCAGACUCUGCACAACCUCAUCAUUGCUGUCCCAUAUCUAGCCACCCCAUUAUCCUCUUACUUCACCACCAUCACCAAAGAUAUCCUCACCGAGUCCUUCGCCGACCCGCUACUAACACAAUUCCUCCACGCCAUCAUCGCAGCCCGCUCUCUCUGUCCACGGGGUACAACAGAGCUCCGAAACUUUUUCACAUAUUACUUCCUCAGUGAUGGAGAAACAAGACCUCUUCCCCGAUGUGUUCUUCGCGAUCCCGCCUCCCUCGAGUACAUGGUUCGCGUCUUGAAUGCCGUCGAGUUCUACCUCGCAUAUGCAGUCCGUAUUUGGGGAUCUGUGAGAGUGUUUCAUACGCCUCUCUUCUGCAAGAAUAGUCCUCCGGUUUCGUACACCCCUGCUUCGGAUAGCUGGUCGGAUCCUCCCACCUGGCCUCGUAUGCGUCGCGCGUUGUUGCGCAUUCAAUUAUACGCUGAACUGUUCCAUCAACCCGGUGAUGCAUCUUUGUCCAACGAGCCCGACGAAUGGGAGACACAAGCCUCCGAGAUAAAAUUGUUCUGGGGCCGGUAUGACCUUGUGGAAAUGAGGGAGUGCAAGUGUAUCUACAUUGCGAUAGCAUUGUCAGUCGGCCACGAAACGUACUACAAAAAGCCCUUAACACAGACGAAGGAAGAUAAACUCCACCUUCGAGGACUUCCUCAACUGCAGAAAUUCAUGCAAGGC